GCGUCAUCGCCAGUGGCCGGUUUGAAUGAGACGCCUCGUCGCAGCGCAGCCGCCGCCGCCGCACCUCUGCCUCGGCCGCCCUCAGAGCCUGCUCGUCCGUCUCCCUUCGCCGCCCUUGCCAGGCCCGGCUCUCCUGCACCGCCGCCUUCUCCCCGCUCCGCCAUGCCACUCUACUCUGUUACUGUAAAGUGGGGAAAGGAGAAAUUUGGAGGUGUAGAAUUGAAUACUGAUGAACCGCCCAUGGUGUUCAAGGCUCAGCUUUUUGCACUGACUGGUGUCCAGCCAGCCAGACAGAGAGUUAUGGUGAAAGGAGGAACAUUGAAGGAUGAUGAUUGGGGAAACAUCAAAAUAAAAAAUGGAAUGACUAUACUGAUGAUGGGGUCAGCAGAUGCUCUUCCUGAAGAACCCUCAGCUAAAACUGUCUUUGUAGAAGAUAUGACAGAAGAACAGUUAGCAUCUGCCAUGGAAUUACCAUGUGGAUUGACAAACCUUGGUAACACUUGUUACAUGAAUGCUACAGUUCAAUGUAUUCGUUCUGUGCCUGAACUCAAAGAUGCCCUUAAAAGGUAUGCAGGUGCCUUGAGAGCUUCAGGGGAAAUGGCUUCAGCACAGUAUAUUACUGCAGCCCUUAGAGAUUUGUUUGAUUCCAUGGAUAAAACUUCAUCUAGUAUUCCACCUAUUAUUCUACUGCAGUUUUUGCACAUGGCUUUCCCACAGUUUGCGGAGAAGGGUGAACAAGGACAGUAUCUUCAACAGGAUGCUAAUGAAUGUUGGAUACAAAUGAUGCGAGUAUUGCAACAGAAAUUGGAAGCCAUAGAGGAUGAUUCUGUUAAAGAGACAGAUUCAUCUGCAGCAGCAGUGGCACCUUCUAAAAAGAAAAGUUUAAUUGAUCAGUUCUUUGGUGUUGAGUUUGAAACUACCAUGAAAUGUACAGAAUCUGAAGAAGAAGAAGUCACCAAAGGAAAGGAAAAUCAGCUUCAGCUUAGCUGUUUUAUCAAUCAAGAAGUCAAGUAUCUUUUCACAGGACUUAAGUUGCGACUUCAGGAAGAAAUCACUAAACAGUCUCCAACAUUGCAAAGAAAUGCUUUGUACAUCAAAUCUUCCAAGAUCAGCCGGCUUCCUGCUUACUUGACUAUUCAGAUGGUUCGAUUUUUUUAUAAAGAAAAGGAAUCUGUGAAUGCCAAAGUUCUUAAGGAUGUCAAAUUUCCUCUUAUGUUGGAUGUGUAUGAAUUAUGUACACCAGAACUUCAAGAGAAAAUGGUCUCUUUUCGAUCAAAAUUCAAGGAUAUAGAAGAUAAAAAAGUGAAUCAGCAGCCAAAUACAAGUGACAAGAAGAGCAGUCCCCAGAAAGAAGUUAGGUAUGAACCCUUUUCAUUUGCAGAUGAUAUUGGCUCCAAUAAUUGUGGAUACUAUGACUUACAAGCAGUGCUGACACACCAGGGAAGGUCUAGUUCUUCAGGUCAUUAUGUAUCAUGGGUGAAAAGGAAACACGAUGAAUGGAUUAAGUUUGAUGAUGAUAAAGUCAGCAUCGUCACACCAGAGGAUAUCUUGCGGCUUUCUGGUGGUGGAGACUGGCAUAUCGCCUAUGUUUUACUCUACGGGCCUCGCAGAGUUGAAAUAAUGGAAGAGGAAAAUGAACAGUAAUCUUCAUGUAGCUAUUUAUGCUUAGGUGUGAAAUGCUAUUUGUUGAUCAUUUCUAUAAUCCAGAGCUUUAGAGAAAGACAUUUAGGUGGUUCUAUCUGUUUCCCCUCAUGUGAAACGAGGGCAGAAGCAGACCUGCUCCAAAUUUCAAACUAAAAAAAUACAGAAAAAAUUUUCUUUGGGUUGUGCUGCCAUGUAUAAAGGUGGAUGGAAGACAUUUUUAAAAAGCUAAUUUCUUGCAUUAAUUUUUAAAAAUUCGAGUUCAAAUGCUUUUCAACCAUUACAUUGUGGUAAUUUUCCUCCCUGCUUUUUUCCCUAAGCCGAUGGUUUAGCAAUCCGAUGUUUAUUGCACUUACUACCUAUUAUUUGUUGUUGCAUGGUUCAAACCAUCACUCAGUAGCUGCCCAUCCUUUGCCUUAUCUAACAAAAUUUUUCCAAGAAGGUGGAAAAAGAAGUGUUGCUCUCCUUGUGUACUUCAGUGCUGCUUUUCACAUCCCAUGGGAACAUGGGUACAAUCAAGUAUUUAUCCAGCCGGACUCUUGCUGGCUUUUCAUGACUUUAAAAUAAAUUGUGAUCAGUAAGAGUACAUUUGAUUAUACAUUUAUUAUUGUGUCUCUCUCCAAUGUACUAUGGCUUGUACAUGUAACUUUGCAAUGGUUUUGUAGUAAUCAGCCUUAAAUGUUGACAAGCUCUGGUGGCUUAUUUUUAGAAAAUGAGGAUAUUUAAUAAAAAAGGGGGAUAAACAG
Molecule: messenger RNA, 2387 nt
Organism: Lepus europaeus (European hare)
Lineage: Eukaryota; Metazoa; Chordata; Mammalia; Lagomorpha; Leporidae
Gene: USP14
Product: ubiquitin specific peptidase 14
Exons: 16
Coding region: 163-1644 (493 amino acids)
Biological process (GO): protein deubiquitination; proteasome-mediated ubiquitin-dependent protein catabolic process; regulation of proteasomal protein catabolic process
Molecular function (GO): proteasome binding; cysteine-type deubiquitinase activity; protein binding
Source: RefSeq, a predicted model, not a curated record